Leucoraja erinaceus (little skate) is the source of this 8201-nucleotide messenger RNA. It is a transcript of the gene ptprt, whose product is annotated as protein tyrosine phosphatase receptor type T. Gene Ontology annotation, molecular function: protein tyrosine phosphatase activity; protein binding. Gene Ontology annotation, cellular component: membrane. The record is from RefSeq and is a predicted model, not a curated record. The transcript has 33 exons. The coding region runs from base 86 to 4432 and encodes 1448 amino acids. Gene Ontology annotation, biological process: protein dephosphorylation. NCBI's taxonomy places the organism in Eukaryota, Metazoa, Chordata, Chondrichthyes, Rajiformes, Rajidae.
CGGGCACUGGACACUGGACACCGGGCACUGGACAGCGGACCCACGCCACAACUGCACGCGUGAUGCGAGGAGCAGACGGCCGGACAUGAGCGCGCUUCUGAUCGCCCUCUCGCUACUGGGGCACCUGGUGCUGGGGGCAGCGGGACAGGUGUUCGCAGGCAGUUGCUCAUUUGAUGACCAUUACAGCAACUGUGGAUACAUCCUGGCCCUUGGGACCAAUGGAUUCAACUGGGAGCAGAUCAACACCUGGGAAAGGCCGUCCCCGGACCCAUCGGUGCCAACGGGGACGUUCAUGAUGGUGAACAGCUCUGGGCGUCUGUCGGGACAGAAGGCCCACCUGAUGCUGCCCAUACUAAAGGAGAACGACACACACUGUGUUGACUUCCACUACUUUCUGUCGAGCAAGGAUCGAUCCAGUCCAGGGACUCUGAAUGUCUUUGUCAAAGUUAACGGUGGACCUCCGGGAAACCCGGUGUGGAAUGUGUCCGGGCUCGUUACUGAAGGUUGGAUUAAAACGGAGCUGGCCAUCAGCACCUUCUGGCCCAACUUCUAUCAGGUCAUCUUUGAGUCAGUUGCUUCAAAGGACCAUCCUGGAUACAUUGCCAUCGAUGAGGUUCGAGUACUCGCUCACCCCUGCCGGAAGGCUCCUCACUUUCUCCGUCUCCAGAACGUGGAAGUGAAUGCGGGUCAGAACGCCACAUUCCAGUGCAUCGCUGGUGGGAAGUGGUCCCAGCACGACAAGCUAUGGCUGCAGCAAUGGAAGGGCAAGGAUACGGCCCUGAUGGUGACCAGGGUGGUGAAUCACAGGCGGUUCUCGGCCACCAUCAGCGUGGCAGAUACAUCCCAGAAGACCACCAGCAAAUACCGAUGUGUGAUCCGAUCGGAAGGAGGCUCCGGAGUGUCCAAUUAUGCAGAACUAAUUGUGAAAGAGCCGCCCACGCCCAUCGCGCCCCCCGAGCUGCUGGCAGUGGGAGCAACGUACCUGUGGAUCAAACCCAACGCCAACUCCAUCAUCGGCGAUGGCCCCAUCAUCCUCAAGGAGGUGGAGUACCGCACCACGUCCGGCAACUGGGCCGAGACCCACAUCGUGGACUCGCAGACCUACAAACUCUGGCACCUCGACCCCGACGUGGAAUACGAGAUCAGGGUGCUCCUCACCAGACCCGGAGAUGGGGGGACGGGACCACCAGGACCUCCGCUGACCACCCGCACCAAGUGCGCAGAUCCCGUCCAUGGACCUCAGACGGUGGAGGUUGUCGACGUGCGUUCUCGCCAGCUGACCAUUCACUGGGAGCCCUUUGGUUACGUGGUCACCCGUUGCCACAGCUACAAUCUGACGGUGCUGUACCAGUACGUGCUGGGACUGCGCGAGUACACGGCGGAGGAGCUGAUGCAGACGUCAUCUCACUACACGCUGCGCGGGCUGCACCCCUACACCACCGUCAAGCUACGACUCGCCCUCACCAACCCGGAGGGAAGGAAAGUCAGCGAUGAGAUUGUGAUACAGACAGAGGAGGAUGUCCCAGGUCUGGUGCCCAUGGAAUCGAUUCAAGGAGGUCCAUUUGAAGAGAAGAUCUAUCUCCAAUGGAAGCCACCAAACGAGACCAAUGGGAUCAUCACUCUCUAUGAGAUAACCUACAAGGCUGCUGGAUCCUUUGACCCAAAUGUGGAACUCUCGAGCCAGAGAGGACGAGUGUUCAAGCAGCGGAACGAGACGCACCACUUGUUUGUUGGGCUUUACCCAGGCACAACGUACUCAUUCACCAUCAGAGCCAGCACCGUGAAAGGCUUCGGGCUCCCCAUCACCAACCACAUCACCACAAAAAUCUCAGCCCCAUCGAUGCCUCUGUACGACACAGACGCCCCUCUGAAUGAGACGGACACCACAAUCACGGUCCUGCUGAAACCGGCGCAGUCUCGAGGAGCUCCUGUCAGUGCCUAUCAACUGGUUGUUAAAGAGGAGCGUUUGCAAAAGGCCAGGAGAGCUGCGGAUAUCGCCGAGUGUUUCCCUGCGCCGAUCAGCUACAAGAACGCCUCGCUUCUUGAUGCGCUGCAUUACACGGCUGCUGAGCUGAAGCCCGGGAACCUUCCCGUGUCUCAGCCCUUCACCAUCGGUGACAACAAGACCUACAACGGCUACUGGAACCCACCCCUCUCCUCCGUGAAAAGCUACAACAUUUACUUCCAGGCUGUCAGCAAAGCAAACGGGGAGACCAAAGUCAGCUGCUUAAGACUGGCGACAAAAGGUAGGAUACAGAUAACGACACCAUACAUUCUUGUCAUCCCAAGCGCAGGUGCGUCCACGCAGAACUCCAACACAGUGGAGCCGGAAAAGCAGGUGGACAACACGGUGAAGAUGGCGGGCGUCAUCGCGGGCAUCCUGAUGUUUAUUAUCAUCAUGCUCGGCGUCACGCUGAUCGUUAAAAAACGGAGGAGUGCUUAUUCCUACUCAUAUUACCUGAAACUUGCCAAGAAACAGAAGGAGACGCAGAGCGGCACACAGCGUGAAAUGGAGCCGGUGGUAACGGCCACAGACAAAAGCUGCAGCAAGCAGAGAGACGAGACACUGGCAGCAGAACAGCUGACUCCCAGUGCCGUAUUGGGCAGCAACCGUGAAGAGAUUCAGCCGACACGAGUUGUGCAAACACACUCGUACAGGAACUGCGAGCCCGUGGAGAUGUCCUAUCAGGCUGGACAGCUCCAACCGGCCAUCCGGGUGGCCGACCUGCUGCAGCACAUCACGCAGAUGAAGUGUGGCAAAGGUUACGGCUUUAAAGAAGAAUAUGAGAGUUUACCGGAAGGGCAGUCAGCAGCCUGGGACACUGCCAAGAAAGAGGAGAACCGCUCGAAGAACAGAUAUGGCAAUAUCAUUGCAUAUGAUCAUUCUCGAGUACGGCUUCAGCUGCUGGAAGGCGACCCUCAUUCAGAUUAUAUCAAUGCCAACUACAUUGACGGAUACCAUCGGCCUCGUCACUACAUAGCAACACAAGGUCCAAUGCAGGAAACAGUUAAAGAUUUUUGGAGAAUGAUAUGGCAGGAGAAUUCGCCCAGUAUCGUCAUGGUAACUAACCUGGUGGAAGUGGGAAGGGUGAAAUGUUGCAGGUAUUGGCCGGACGACACGGAGCUGUACGGUGAUAUCAAGGUGACGCUGGUGGAGUCUGAGCCCUUGGCUGAGUACGUCAUCCGAACAUUCACUGUCCAGAAGAAAGGUAACCACGACAUUCGGGAGAUUCGACAGUUCCACUUCACCAGCUGGCCUGACCACGGAGUGCCCUGCUUUGCCACCGGCUUAUUGGGCUUUGUGCGACAAGUCAAGUUCCUGAAUCCAAACGAGGUUGGCCCCAUUAUUGUGCACUGCAGUGCGGGUGCAGGACGGACGGGCUGCUUCAUAGCCAUCGACAUCAUGCUGGACAUGGCGGAGAGUGAAGGAGUCGUGGAUGUGUAUAACUGCAUCCGGGAGCUGCGAUCACAGCGGGUCAACAUGGUGCAGACCGAGGAGCAAUAUGUCUUUGUACAUGAUGCCAUUCUCGAGGCGUGUCUGUGUGGGAACACGGCCAUACCUGUCUGUGAGUUCCGAGCUAACUUCUACAACAUCACGAAGGUGGACCCACAGACCAACUCCAGUCAGAUCAAAGAUGAGUUUCAGACGCUGAAUAUCGUCACCCCUCGUGUCCGAGCCGAAGAUUGCAGUGUGGGGCUGUUGCCGCGCAACCACAACAAGAACCGCAACAUGGAUGUACUCCCCCCGGACCGCUGCCUGCCCUUCCUCAUUUCUGUUGAUGGAGAAACCAGUAACUAUAUCAAUGCAGCACUCAUGGACAGCCACAAGCAGCCCGCUGCCUUUAUCGUCACCCAGCACCCGUUGCCAAACACCGUCACUGACUUCUGGAGAUUAGUGUUUGAUUAUCACUGCUCCGCCAUCGUCAUGUUGAAUGAACUCGACGCCGCACAGCUCUGCAUUCAAUACUGGCCAGAGAAGAGCUUGUGUUGUUAUGGCCCCAUUCAAGUGGAAUUCAUCUCCGCAGACUUUGAAGAGGAUAUAAUUGUUCGUGUCUUUCGGAUCUACAACAUGGCACGGCCUGAGGAUGGCUAUCGCAUCGUGCAGCAGUUCCAGUUCAUUGGCUGGCCUUCCUACAGGGACAUCCCCAUGUCCAAGCGGUCUUUCCUGAAGCUGAUCAAACGUUUGGAGAAGUGGCAGGAAGAGUACAGCGGUGGUGACGGGCGCACGGUGGUGCACUGUUUUAACGGUGGUGGGCGCAGUGGAACACUCUGUGUUGUCCGCAGUAUCUGUGAGAUGAUUCAUCAACAGAAUAUAAUAGAUGUUUUUCACACCGUUAAAACAUUACGGAACAACAAAUCCAACAUGGUGGACACGCUGGAGCAAUACAAAUUCUGCUACGAUGUGGCCUUGGAUUACUUGUGUUCAUUUUGACGAUGAGAAGAGUUGCCAGGGUAACGCAGUGACAUUUUGGGCAAAGAAGCCUUCUCUGACUUGUGGAAAAGUGCUCGUCCAGAAGACCUUUGUAUAACUCUGUGCAUUCAAACCCUUGGGGAAGCAGGAACGAGGGUGAACACGGCAUUCCUGCCCACAGGACUACCCACAAUGGCCAAGGAUCACUCCAGACUUUAUGGGAGUUCCACAUUUGCCAGAGGUUCUGACGUAUUCAGUUUGAAUUUUGAUUUUUGCCAGCUGUACAUUUUGUUGGUUGUCCUUGUGUUACAUCUGUUGAAACGACACUAUUAGCCAAGUAUCAUUUAGCAUUUCCUGGUCACCCGUAUCGGGAAUGCUAAAUAAAACUGGGCAAUGAUAUUCCUGUUAGACGUUUGUUGUGUUGAUGUUGAUGUUCCCAAAGGCAGCAGGUUGACAUUGGAGAGACACAGUUUGGAGGGAACCAAUUAUUUUGUGAGAACAAGCCUCUAAAAUGUCAUUCUAACUUUCAAACAACUUUCAACUGCUCUUCAGGCACCUGACCUAUAAACAGAGUAAGCCAUUGUUUGAUCACUUGUGACUGAGACAAUUGAAGGUUCAUCUUAAUAAUCUGUGAUGUGUCCAGUGCAGAACGUGUUCAUGAACUUGUGUGGUUGCAGCUUAGAAUACUUCUGGGAAAUAUAUGUAAAACACUUUGGCAUUUUUCUUUACAAUUUAUUUUAUACAGAAUGAGUUAUGGAUCAUUUGUACAAUUUUGUUCAGCAUUCUAUCUCCCUUUCUGUGACUUUACUGAAAGAGAUAUCACACAAAUACUCACCUGUCAGUCCCAGGUGUGUGAACUUGUUAUCAACCACUAAGGCACAAUGUUAAAAUGUUUGCUUUAAGCUCCAAAAUCAACUGGUUAUUUACUGCAAAAUGGGGGUGCAUUAGAGAGCAGUGAUUUAUAUAUGAGAUUAAAAGCUGAAUUGCAUAGAAACUGGAAAUCUGGAAUGAAAAACAGGAACUCUUAAAAAUGUACCAAACUAAAGCGGUUAAAAAAAAAAGUGAUACAAAGAACUGCAGAUGCUGGUUCACAAAAUAACACACAAAGUGCUGGAGUAACUCAGCGGGCCAGGCAGCAUUUCUCGAGAACAUGGAUAGAUGAUGUUUUGGGUCGGGGCCCUCUACAGAAGACAAGUCCCGAUCCAAAAUGUCACCUAUCCAUGUUCUCCAGAGAUGCUGCCUGACCUGCUGAGUUACUCCAGCACUCUGUGUCCAUUUUUGGGGGUAAAACAGGCUUGACUUUUCUGAUGUGAUCCCGAAUCAGGAUUUGGAAAUAAAUAAUUUGAUCAAAGGCGUUAAACAGUUAUUUGAACAUGUUGCUCAUUCAACUAAGUUCUAUGUUAAUUUCAAGUGACCUGUUUUCAUUUCUCUGGAGAAUGCCUCACCAUUCAUUCAUUUAUCCACUGUUCCAAUCUCGUUAACUUGCAAUGGAAAAAAAACAGGUUAAACCUCGAUGGAAAUUAACGUCAUUGGAUUAGUCAGAGCGUUAACCAUAAGGUUGAGGAGAUUCUGUUUCUGGCCAUUACAUACCUGUUCCCACUGAUUAAUGCAGACAUGGGUAAGGUGCUCUGUGUCAGAAGGUUGCAGUUAUCCAAGAGCCUUGUAAAGGUGACUGGCUGUACUUUGGGUGUGAUUUAGCCAAAUUCAUCCCUCUCUUUGUUACUGGCUGAAAACAAAAGUGUAGUAUCAACUGUGUACAGUAUGUCUCUUGUCAGUUCCACUGAAGUCCUGUCAAAACAUCAUUCUUAUACUUUUACUAAACUUUAAUCAACUUAUCAUCCUUGUAGAUAAUAUGAAUGCCAUGAAGACAUAUUUAUAAGAGAAGAGUGAAAUUUGAGUUAUACAAAGUCCUGAAACUUUACAAGGGACCUUAAAAUUCUACCUCUAUCAGGUUGUUUGGUUGUGGCUCAGAAUACCGCUGGGAAAUAUAUGUAAAACACUUUGCUUUGUCUGGCAUUUUUCUUUACAAUUUAUUUUAUACAGAAUGAGUUAUGGAUCAUUUGUGCAACUUUGUUCGGCAUAAGAAUAUUUUAUCUCCCAUUCUGUGACAUUACUGAAAGAGAUAUCACACCAAUACUCACCUGUCAGUCCCAGCUGUGUGAAGUUAUGGUCAACCAGUAAACUCCAAGAUCAAACAUGUGCUGCAACGUUAGGCCUUUGCCGAGUUUGUGGCAUUGUUAGUGCAUGGUUGCGGCAACUUUUAGCACCCAUGUGGCCGGUUGAGGCAAUUGAUUCUUUCUUUAUUCCUUGACAUUCAGUUAUAAAAAUCAUGUAAUUUGAUUGUGAAAGAUCAAAGCAAUAUUCUUGGAUCUAAUUCGUGCCAAAACAAAAAAAUGGGGCUUGACUGUAAUAACCUGCAACACCCUGAACAGCCAACGAUGAGACACAAUUGACUCCAUACUGACCCAUAAAUCAAUGGCUGGUAUAAAUAAUCUUGCAAGCUUCAUGCUGUGUCGGUGAGAUGCAAUCCAACACGCAGUGUACUUUCACUCUGAAUUUUUUCUGCGGCUUUCUGUCCACUCAUUUCAGCAGAAAAGCAAGCUAGGCUAUUCAGUGUGCUCUCCCCAGUUUAAAUACUAACUCUGUGUAAGCAGAAUAUUACAACAAUGUACAGCAAGAAAAUAUUCACCUCAGUAUGUCCCCCCCCAUCCUGCUCAUCAGUGAGUGUUGUCCCCUUUUACAAUCAGUUUCUGUGUUUCGUAGGUGAUGCAUGUUGCAACAUUCAGUGUAUGAUAUUCUGUAGUAGGUUCCUUUUCCAGCUUCAUAAAUUGUGCUCAGUUACGUUAAGUCAAAUAAUAUAUGAAAUAUAUUUUUGACGGUACAUAAAAAGUAAUGUGACCUUUUUACAACUACUACACCAUUUGAUUAAUUUAUUCUUGUAUGUUGUAAGGAAAUGUUUGUAACAUGGGCUGUGAGCCGCUUGUAUUAUAAAAUAAAUGGAAUAUGUGAUGCAUGUGUGAUUCCCUCUGCUGCCAGUAUGAUUAUCGUGUAAAAUAUGGGGGAGUCCAAAACUAGAGCUACUUCCCCAGUUAUCUCAGGAUCAGCUUCUUCCCCUCUGUUAUCAGGCUUCUGAACCAACCUUCCAUAGGCUGGGGUACUCUCCCAUUCACCUCUACCCCAUUGCGGACAUUGGACUUUGUAGGUAUGUUACAAAACUUACCUUCAGCGGCGCUGCAGUUCUGUCACUGGCCAUGUGCUCGACUUUGGCGCCUUUGAGAGGGGGGCGGGUUUAAAAUGCCGUUUUUCUCCAGCCUGUUCAAAUCGAUCUUUGUCAGGCUGUUUAGUUGCUGAAGAAAAAUCGCUCCAAUUUUAUUAAAAUUAGCGCUGGAUAAUUUAAUAGCAGGAGUAAAAUUAAAAUCGUCUUCUAAAGCCGUCAACGCCGACAACGGGACGGAUCUCACGUAGGGGACAAAGCAAGGUACACCGUUUAUUUUUACAUAUAAACGUGCUUCUUAGGAUGCCUUUAAUCAAAAUUUCAUGUUAUGAAAAUGUGAUUAUGUAAAUAUACGAACCGGCAGUAUUUUUCUUGCCGAUAUGGGGUUCAAAUUCACUGUAAUCGCAACGUUCCAAACGAUCUCGUUCCACAAAUUCUCACUCGCAAGAUGAUUUGAAUGGCCAUUAAUUUACGGGAAUUAAAACUAAAUUCCUUCCAUUUGGCCUAUAAAUUAAUGACAAUGAGAUUUAAUAAUCAUAUUAUAUUGUGAAUUCUUGUGUGAAUGUUAUUUGGACA